GAUGCCAUCAACCUCUUCAAGAUCAACCCCCACUUUGGCACCAAAGAGGACCUGAAGCAGCUCUCGAAGAGCUUGCACGACAGGGGCAUGUGCCUGGUCUUGGACAUCGUGCUGAACCAUAUGCGUUCUCUGAAAGUGAACGGGAAGCUGAAUCUUUCGUCCAUUGUGCCUUUCGACAAGCCUGAGUACUACCACCAGCGUGGCCGCCGACCGGACCAGUCCUUCGAGGAGUAUCUCUUGAACGGCCCACCGCCGGCAUUCGAUGGCUCCACCGACAGCAAAAACCUGGCGACUCUGGUGAAGGAGGGGAAG
Messenger RNA from Symbiodinium necroappetens, 312 nucleotides. The record is from the annotation of a GenBank genome assembly. NCBI's taxonomy places the organism in Eukaryota, Dinophyceae, Suessiales, Symbiodiniaceae.